AUUAAUAUAUAUAUAUAUAUGUAUAUAUAUGUGUAUGUGUAUAUAUAUAUUAUAAUUGUAAUUAUGGCAAAAGUUAUAACGAAGAAAAAGAAAUUGAAGAGAUUGUCCACUAAGGAAGAGCUGGAGCUUUCUGAUAAAUCGGAAUUAAUAGAUAAAAUAUUGCAAUUAGAAGCUUAUAAUAUGCAGCUUCAAAUGAUACUUAGAAAAACUGAAACAAAUGAAAUGGAACAAACGAAAUGUCUUAAUAAGAAUCAAAAACAGUUUGAUUUUACAAAGUGUCACAAAAGGCAUAUUUUAUUAAAAUUGUACUACUUAGGUUGGGAUUAUGAUGGUUUUACAUGUCAAGAAGGAAAUAAUAAUACUAUUGAACAUCAUUUAUUUUCUGCUUUAAUAAAAAGUUGUUGUAUAGAGUCUCGUGAAAAAGCAAAUUAUCAUCGCUGUGGUAGAACAGAUAAAGGUGUCAGUGCAUUCUCUCAAGUAAUUAGCUUAGAUGUACGUAGCAAAUUGAAUCCUGAGAAACAAAGUGAUUUACAAAAUGAAUUGUCAUAUUGUAAGAUAUUAAAUCGAUUACUUCCUCAAAAUAUAAGAUGCAUAGCUUGGAGCCCAAUUCCAAGUGAUUUCUCUGCUAGAUUUAAUUGCAAAGAUAGGACAUAUAAAUAUAUUUUUCCUAGAGGAAAAUUAAAUAUUGAUGCCAUGAAUAAAGCCGCUAAAUAUACUAUAGGCACGCAUGAUUUUCGAAAUAUUUGUAAAAUGGAUGUUGCCAAUGGUGUGAUAAAUUUUAAAAGAAGAAUAAUUGAUGCUACAGUUUCUGUAAAACAAAAUGAUUAUACAAAUAAUUCAGGAUACGAUCUGUGUGAAUUAAAAAUAACAAGUCAAGCUUUUCUUUGGCAUCAAAUACGUUGUUUAAUGGGAGUAUUAUUACUAGUUGGUCAAGAAAAAGAAAAACCAGAAAUUAUUUUAAACUUACUUGAUAUCGAUAGCUAUCCAUGUAAACCUCAAUACAAUCUAGCUUGUGAAAUUCCUUUAAAUCUUUAUCACUCGGAAUAUGAAAAUAUCAAAUGGUUCUAUGAUGAAGAUGAAUUAAUAAAGGUUAUACAAAUUUUACAACAAGACUGGUCGAUAAACACUGUGAAAUCAGCUAUGAUCAAAGAUAUGUUAAUGGAUUUAGAAAGUUUACAAAAUUGUACAGAUACAACAUUUCAAAAUGAUUGUUUACUUCUUGGUGUGCAUUCAAAAGUUUAUCAACCUUUAAUGAAAAGAGUAACUUGUGAAAGUUUAGAAAACAGGAUAAAACAUUACCAGAAAAAAGGUAAAUUUGAAUCAAUGAAUUUAAGUAAUAUGUAAUACUUAUAAUUAUCAUUAUUUUAGUAAGAAAUGUAAUCUUUGAAAAAAAAAUGAAACUAAAUGCAGUUAUAUCUAUUUUCAA
Vespa mandarinia (Asian giant hornet) is the source of this 1426-nucleotide messenger RNA. Its product is annotated as tRNA pseudouridine(38/39) synthase. NCBI's taxonomy places the organism in Eukaryota, Metazoa, Arthropoda, Insecta, Hymenoptera, Vespidae. Gene Ontology annotation, molecular function: RNA binding; pseudouridine synthase activity. The record is from RefSeq and is a predicted model, not a curated record. Gene Ontology annotation, cellular component: nucleus; cytoplasm. Gene Ontology annotation, biological process: tRNA pseudouridine synthesis; mRNA pseudouridine synthesis.